Megachile rotundata (alfalfa leafcutting bee) is the source of this 1630-nucleotide messenger RNA. It is a transcript of the gene Usp39, whose product is annotated as ubiquitin specific protease 39. The record is from RefSeq and is a predicted model, not a curated record. Lineage: Eukaryota; Metazoa; Arthropoda; Insecta; Hymenoptera; Megachilidae. Gene Ontology annotation, molecular function: cysteine-type deubiquitinase activity; zinc ion binding. Gene Ontology annotation, biological process: spliceosomal complex assembly; protein deubiquitination; mRNA processing.
UUUUAUCUGAUCCAUAAAAAUGAUUUAGACUGGUUUAUGAUAAAAAUGGCGACGAAUAAACAGGGCAAUCAACAAAAACGAAAAUUAUUACAAGUUAAAAAUAAUGUAGAUGAAGAUGUUGACAUUAUUUUGUUUAUUUAUAGGGAACGUUAAAAUCGCCAAAACAAAUCUAGAUGCACCGAGAUUGUGUCCUUACUUAGAUACAAUAAAUCGUCAAUUUUUAGAUUUUGAUUUUGAAAAACUGUGUUCAGUAUCAUUGUCAAGAAUUAACGUAUAUGCCUGCCUUGUUUGUGGAAAAUAUUUUCAAGGAAGAGGUACAAAUACUCAUGCAUAUACACACAGUGUAGCAGAAAGUCAUCAUGUCUUUCUAAAUCUUCACACUUUAAAAUUUUAUUGCUUGCCUGACAAUUAUGAGAUAAUUGAUUCUUCAUUGGAUGACAUAAAGUAUGUUUUAAAUCCAACAUUUGAUAAAGCGCAAAUUGCUCAGUUGGAUAAAAGCGAUAAAUUAUCCAGAGCCAUUGAUGGUUCAUUGUAUUCCCCAGGUAUUGUAGGAAUGAAUAAUAUUAAAGCAAAUGAUUACUGUAACGUUAUUUUACAAGCACUUUCUCAUGUCACACCUUUAAGGGACUUUUUCCUAAGAGAGUCUAAUUAUUCUCAUGUAAAAAGACCACCUGGUGAUUCUUCUUAUUUAUUAGUUCAACGUUUUGGUGAAUUAAUGAGGAAACUAUGGAACCCACGUAAUUUUAAAGCACAUGUUAGCCCACAUGAAAUGUUGCAAGCAGUUGUAUUAUGGAGCAAGAAAAGGUUCCAGUUUACAGAGCAGGGUGACCCAAUUGACUUUCUGUCUUGGUUUAUGAACGCGCUUCAUUUAGCAUUAAAUGGAACUAAAAAACGUGAUUCUACUAUAGUUUAUAAAACAUUUUUGGGUCAUAUGCGUAUCUAUACACGAAAAAUACCUCCUCUUGAAUUAGAUGAAAGUCAAAGAAGUGAGCUUCUUCACACUGUUGAGUAUGGUGAAACUGUAACGGAAAGUCCAUUUUUAUAUCUAACAUGUGAUCUUCCUCCACCACCUCUUUUUAAGGACCAAUUUACCGAAAAUAUUAUUCCUCAAGUCAAUUUAUACACGUUGUUAAAUAAAUUUAAUGCCGUGACCGAAAAAGAAUACAAAACUUAUAAAGAGAAUUUUAUGAAAAGAUUUGAAAUAACAGAACUUCCACCUUAUCUUAUACUUUAUAUAAAGAGGUUUACGAAGAACACUUUUUUUGUAGAAAAAAAUCCUACUAUCGUUAAUUUCCCAGUUAAAAAUGUUGAUUUUGGAGAUAUUUUAACACCUGAAGUGAAACAAAGGCAUCCAUAUACGACAUAUGACUUAGUUGCAAAUAUAGUUCACGAUGGUGAACCUGGUCAAGGAACAUACAGGGUGCAUAUUUUACAUAGAGCCACUGGUCAGUGGUACGAAAUGCAAGAUUUACAUGUAACUCAAAUUCUACCUCAAAUGAUAACUUUAACUGAAGCAUACAUACAGAUAUACGAAUUGAAAAAAGAUACACUUUCAGAAAAUGGUGACAAUAAAAGCGAGAAGACAACAUGAUGAAUGUAAUUUUCUAAAUAAAAUAUUAAAAAUUUUUCA